Arabis nemorensis is the source of this 705-nucleotide messenger RNA. Lineage: Eukaryota; Viridiplantae; Streptophyta; Magnoliopsida; Brassicales; Brassicaceae. The record is from the annotation of a GenBank genome assembly.
AUGCUUAGUACAUCUACUCUCCCUUGGAUGAUCAUAGGAGAUUUCAAUGUCGUCUUGGCAUCAGAGGAGCACUCUCGUGUAGCUGAGGGAUUGGGAGAUCAAACUGGGAUGCGAGACUUCCAAUUGUUGAUCUCCGAAUGUGAAUUCACUGAUUUAGGGUAUACGGGACCUGUUUUCACCUGGUGGAAUCAUCAAGAUGAGGUUCCUAUUGGUAAGAAGCUUGAUAGAGCUAUGGUAAAAAGUGCAUGGUGUGAGACAUACCCGCAGUCUUGUGCAACCUUUGAAACUAAUGGUAUUUCGGAUCAUUCAAGGUGUUUGGUUAAGAUUGCAGAUGGUGUGCAGGAGAAGAAACACCAUUUUCAGUUCUUCAACUAUCUAGCCGAGCAUCCGCAAUUUCUUGAUAUAGUUUCUGAAGUUUGGAAUGCGACUGAGCCCAUAUUUCAAUCUCGAUCCGCUCUGAAGCUUUUUCACCGCAAGCUCAAGUUGCUCAAGCCAUAUCUUAGAGCUUUGAACGGAGAGAAAUAUGGAGACAUUACACAGCGAACUAAAUUAGCUUUUGAGGUAUUAUGUGCUAGACAAGAAGAUGCACUCCGAAAUCCAUGCCGUGAAACUUUUCAAGCAGAGCAUUUAGCUUUGGGAGAAUGGCAAAAUUUUGCAGAGGUUGAAGAAAGGUUUUUCACCAGAAGUCCCACAUUAGCUGGCUGA